CCGGCCAGCGCGGUUCCCGGAUCCGCCUCCGGGAAUCGCCGUCCUCCGGCGGCUUCUCCGCGCCUUGCGACCCCAGCGCGCCGCUCGCUGCAGAGGAUGAGCCGCCUCUACCAGGACGGCGCCCUCCGGAACAAGGCGGUGCGGAGCACACGGCUGCCCGGGGCCUGGGACCCCGCUGCCCACCAGCGGGGAGACGGCAUCCUGCUAGAGGGAGAACUGGUUGAUGUAUCUCGGCACAGCAUCACGGAUGCCCAUGGCAGGAAGGAGCGUUACUCUGUGCUGUAUAUCCGGCCCAGUUGCAUCCAUCGCCGUAAAUUCGACCCCAAGGGAAACGAAAUUGAGCCCAACUUCAGCGCCACCAGGAAAGUGAACACAGGCUUCCUCAUGUCGUCCUACAAGCUAGAAGCCAAGGGGGCCACUGACAGCCUCACACUCGAGGCACUGAAGGUGCUGGUCAAUAAGCCAGAGCUGCUGGUGCUGACGGAGAGUCUUACCCCCGAGCACACAGUGGCCUUCUGGAUAUCUGAGUCAGAGAUGGAGGCAAUGGAGCUCGAGCUGGGGACUGGGGUACGGCUGAAAACUCGGGGUGACGGCCCCUUCCUAGUUUCUUUUCCUUCAGAUUCAUUGGCCAGACUCGAGGCUGGAACAGUGACCAAGUGUAACUUUGCUGGUGAUGCAAAGACAGGAGCUUCCUGGACGGACAACAUCAUGGCCCAGAAGUCUUCAGAGGGGCCCACAGCGGAGAUCCGAGAACAGGGGGAUGGGGCAGAGGAUGAGGAGUGGCCAGAAGAAAUUCAACAGCAAAUUGUUCGAGAGACUUUCCAUUUAGUCCUCAAGAGGGAUGACAACAUCUGUAACUUCUUGGAAGGUGGAAGUUUGAUUGGUGGUUCUGACUACAAACUGAUAUACCGGCACUAUGCUACCCUCUACUUUGUGUUUUGUGUGGAUUCAUCAGAAAGUGAACUUGGGAUCUUGGACCUCAUCCAGGUUUUCGUGGAGACUCUGGAUAAGUGUUUUGAAAAUGUGUGUGAAUUGGAUUUGAUCUUCCAUAUGGAUAAGGUACACUACAUCCUGCAGGAAGUGGUGAUGGGCGGGAUGGUGUUAGAGACAAACAUGAAUGAAAUUGUGGCUCAAAUUGAAGCUCAAAACAGGCUGGAGAAAUCUGAGGGUGGCCUCUCAGCAGCUCCUGCACGGGCUGUGUCUGCUGUUAAAAAUAUCAAUCUGCCUGACAUUCCUCGGAACAUCAACAUUGGCGAUCUCAACAUCAAAGUCCCCAACCUGUCCCAGUUUGUCUGAGCGGUGAGGAUUGGGCUGAACUGGAGUCCUUAAAACAAGCAAAGCCAUGCAAGUUGGAAAAUAGAACCCAUUUUGAGCCUUAGAAGAGUCAAGCCUCAGGAGCCUGACCCUUUCUGUCUGGGGAAGACCGUGUGGCGUGAAGCAAGCGGGGAAGGGAUUUCUAUUUAUCAGCUCUCACGUGUGCAGCCGUGCCACUCUCUGAUACAUGUAGCCAGCGCAGACCUGAGGGGCUUGCCUGCCUCGGUGGGGAGUCAACGUGACCAAGCCAUUCACACCUGUAUUUCCUGCACAUAGCCACUUUCAGGACUGUGUCAAGUAGCCCCGUCUACUUCCCAGAACCCCUCCACUAGGACGGAACCCAGCCACUGACUAGUCUUUAUCUUUAACCCCACAGCUUCCGAAUUCCUGUAGCAUUUACUUGUUGGUGAGGUGCCAUAGGCAGGAAAGGACUGGCCCUACAGAGUAAGGGGUUUGGUGUAUGGCAAGUAAGGGCAGGAUUUUAUGAGAACGAGGGUUACCUGCAGGCCCUACUAGGGCUGUUACACCCAGAAUCCUUUCACAUAGUCAAGCUUUCUGGUUCCCGACUCUUACAGAAUACACUUCCUCCAUGGCACAGUCCCAGUUCUGGCUCACAGGUAUUUAUGUGCAGGACGCAAUCCAAAUCAUAGUGUUGGGGCAUGCCCACUUCAUUUCUGCUCAUAACAAAAGCACACCCCACACACAGACCAGAGAGGUCCUACCUCACAGAGGAACAAUCCAGAACUGCAACUUUCUGAGGUUAAAAUGCACUCUCCUGGGAGCAGAAGUUCAAUUGCUGGGCCAUGAAUGGUGAGUGGCUUCAGCAGGGA
Tupaia belangeri chinensis (Chinese tree shrew) is the source of this 2144-nucleotide messenger RNA. RefSeq names its product adaptor related protein complex 3 subunit sigma 2 (gene AP3S2). The transcript has 10 exons. Gene Ontology annotation, cellular component: membrane coat; AP-3 adaptor complex. Lineage: Eukaryota; Metazoa; Chordata; Mammalia; Scandentia; Tupaiidae. The coding region runs from base 97 to 1296 and encodes 399 amino acids. Gene Ontology annotation, biological process: negative regulation of actin nucleation; intracellular protein transport; Golgi to vacuole transport. The record is from RefSeq and is a predicted model, not a curated record.